AUGAAGUGCACCAUCUUUCUAGUGCUGGUUCUGAUUCUGGGUAUUAGUGGGUUCAUGAAUGGAGUUGAUGGGGCUGGUGGUCAAUUAUGUGAUAAAUAUUCCAGUGCUGACUUCCUAAAGUUGGCUCCCUGUGGGAAAGCAGCGGUGGACAUAAAAGCUAGGGUUUGUCACAGCUCCUGCGUUCAAGUGGCAAAGACAGACACAAAAUGCCUUUGUGUCGCUAUCCUUUCUGAUGAGGCUAAGAAACUAGGAGUCGUGCCAGCAGCUGCAGUCACCAUACCCAAACGUUGCAAACUUGCUAAUCGUCCCGUGGGUUACAAGUGUGGAGAUAAUAUAGUGCCAUGA
Corylus avellana is the source of this 345-nucleotide messenger RNA. RefSeq lists its product as uncharacterized. Gene Ontology annotation, biological process: systemic acquired resistance. The record is from RefSeq and is a predicted model, not a curated record. Gene Ontology annotation, molecular function: fatty acid binding. NCBI's taxonomy places the organism in Eukaryota, Viridiplantae, Streptophyta, Magnoliopsida, Fagales, Betulaceae.